CUCAUUAUCUGUAAAUGGACAUUUGGUGCAGUCCAGUCCAGACCCUCCUCUCUCCAUGAGCAGCAGCAGUGAUCCGCCGGUCACACAGCAGACACAGGUGGCUGACGCUGACAUUAAGUACAGCAUCGCCGGAGUGACGAGGACCAGCACCGGGACAGACGGAGGGUCAUGGAACUCGGCGGACUCAGAUUACCUCCUGCUGGCUACAGAUACCCCUCCCCCUCCCUGUCCAGAAGACCUCCACCCCCCCCACUCGCCCUGUCUCACACCUGCCAACCCGUCUCUUUCUGGUCUGAACCAUCCCACCUCCUCUGAGCUGACCCAUCAGAUAGACAGUCCCCCCUCGGACACCUGUGACCUCAGUCCCAGUCUUGUGGCCUUGGAAGUGGACAGUGAAGACGACGGCACCGAGUCAAAGUCUCCGCUGUCCCCGCUCUCAUCAGAUAUUGAAAGAAGUGAAGACAAACGGGACACUUUUAAUCCCUCCUUUAGCCUUACCUGCACUCGUAGCCAGUCCGCCUCCUCUGCAUGUGAACCCACAUCAAAAGAACUGGGUAAUGAUGGCAUCCGACUGCGCUCCUAUUCUUACUCUUCGCCCAAAAUCAGUCUACGUCCAGCUCGUUUUACCCGAGACAACCACACUUCAGACAUCAGCCCUGAUGCCGUGUUCCACACCGUCAGCUACAGCCGAUCUCUCCUUCAGGCCCUCUCUUUGUCUAAAUCUCUGUCUCUGCUCCACCCUGGUAAGCAGAGAGCCUCCAGUAUUUCAGAACAUUCACAUGAAAAAAGGGAGAUUAGGUUCCGUAAGCGUGCCCAGUCCGCUGAUGAUGAGGGCAGCAUGGAACUGGCUGAGUCCCUCCAACAUCUCACCCUGUCUGAGUUCCUCAAAGAAAUUGAAGAGGAGGAGCUGGAUAAAUACAAUAUCCCAACCAAGGUGGAGUCAGAGAAAUAUAAAGUCUACCGUACUUUCAGUUUUCUCAAGAGCAGAAUGUCCAGCACACGGAAUAAAGCCAAGGGCAAAGGGAAAGACAGAGAGGCUAAGGACCGGCAACUGAAUGGACAUCGGUUUGCCACUGGAUCCUGUUUGGGCCCUAAUAUGUGUGUGGUGUGUGACAAACCAGCAACAGGAAAGGACUUCCUGCACUGCUCUGGUUGCACUGCCAUCGUCCAUAAAGGCUGUAAGGAAUCUGUCCCCCCAUGUUUAAAAAAGCUUCAGGAUAAGUACGCUGUUACCAAGAACAGGACAGCAUCCCUCCCACAGAAUUUCACAGUGAGAGAGAGCCCAACUCCAUCUGUGAUCCCCCCCUCCACCUCUCUACCUGUCAUGACCCCCAAAGAGAAGAAAGACCCUGGUCUACUGGCAUGUCCCCUUUCUGCAAGCAGUGACAGCAGGCUCAGUGAGAGUUCAGAGACUGAAUCUGAUACCUGUAAGGUGACCAGCCAAUCAGAAGAGCUCCUGCCAAUUCCUAUGUCCUCUGCCUCCACGGACUCAUCCUUUGGAGAAGAUUGCGUGGAUGCAUCUAUUUUCAGCGACAUGUCGGCAGAUGCUGUGGAUUAUGAGGCUGAGUCGUGGAGUCUGACAGUAGAGCAUAAGUUUUGCAAGAAACAGGACAAACGAGCUGUCAAAAGGCAGGAUGUAAUCUAUGAGCUGAUGCAGACUGAGUUACACCACCUGCAGACUCUACACAUUAUGGCGGAGGUUUUCCGCCGAGGUAUGAAGGAGGAGGUGCAGCUGGAUGCAGAAGCGGUGGAGCGGGUCUUCCCCUGUCUGGACCAGCUGCUUCUCUUCCAUCAUGGCUUCUUCAGUGCCAUGAGGGAGCGGAGACUGAGCUCUGGGCAGCCCCAGGGACACAGGAACUACCUCAUACAGCGGAUCGGAGACGUCUUGCUCCAACAGUUUUCAGAGGAGAAUGGAAAGAAAAUGAAGCGGGUCUAUGGAGAAUUCUGCAGUCAUCACAAUGAAGCAGUCAGUUUCUUCAAAGAACUUCAGCAACACAACAAAAGAUUUCAGAACUUUAUUAAGCAACAAGGAAAUAAUUACUUAGUUCGCCGGCGGGAAAUCCCAGAGUGCAUCUUGCUGGUAACCCAAAGGAUAACCAAGUAUCCGGUGCUGCUGGAGAGGAUUCUACAGUAUACUCAAAGUGAAACAGAAGAGCACACCGACCUAUCGAAAGCACUUGCUCAAAUUCGAGAGGUGAUAGCAGCAGUAGACCUUCGGGUCAGCGAGUAUGAGCGCCACCAGAGGCUGCAGGAAGUGUUCAACCGCAUAGAGAAUCGCAGUUCAGCCAAGCUGAAGAACGGACACACCUUCCGCAAGCAGGACAUGAUGAGGCCGGGACAAACACUCAAACACCAAGGCGUACUCCUGUGGAAAACCGCCACGGGGCGACUUAAAGAUGUUCUGGCACUCCUUCUUACAGACACCCUCAUCCUCCUACAAGAAAAAGAUCAGAAGUAUACAUUUGCCACUGUGGACCAAAAGCCUCCAGUUAUCGCAUUGCAGAAGUUAAUUGUGCGAGAAGUAGCAAAUGAAGAGAGAGGGAUGUUUUUGAUCAGCGCAUCUGCCGCCGGGCCAGAAAUGUAUGAGGUUCACACGUCUUCCAAAGAUGAACGCAACACCUGGAUGAGGCUCAUUAGAGAGGCUGUGGAGAGCUGUCCAGAGGAAGAAGAAGACUACACAAGUGAAUCAGAAGAGGAGAAACGAGCAGCUGAGGCUCGCAUCCAAAAGAUUCAGAAAUUACAAGAGAGUCUGAUGAGCCAGGACCAGCAGAUUUGCUCCAGCCUGGAGGAGAAGCUGCAGCUCUAUGCAGAGCUGUCUACCAUAAGUGGGAGAACAGACGCUUCACUAGUUGAACCGCGGCUGUUGGUCCAUCCACAGUCAGAGGAGCUGCCUCAGGCCGCUGCGCUGCUGGCUGCAGCUCUGCAAGAGGCUGAAAACCUGAAAGCUGCACUUUCAUCAAAGGCCAGUUCGACAUUCAGCAACAGCUCCGACUCCGACACGGAUUCUGUGUUUCCCAUGAGCCCACUUUCACCUUCAGAGGCCCCUUCAGAUCCAAAGGCCUCACUCCGAGACCCAGAACCCCGUGAACGGAGUUGGACAGAGGCCCUCGCAGAUCAAUCUUUAACGCGCGUACAAAAAACCGACACAAAUGACAUUGACUUGAAGGUUGCUCAAAGUGUCCAAAGCCUGACGCAGUUACUCUACAGUCUGCAGGCUGCAGUGACCCUCCAGGACAGCUGCUAUGAGGUCCAGAGGCUCCUCCUCCAAGAGACAGAGCGCCCUUCUCCACGCGCCCACCGGCUACACUUUCCAAGCCUUCGCGGUAACACCUUACAAGAGCAGGAAAAACAACGUAACUUUGAAAAACGUAAAGAGGAAGUGGCCGCGGCUCAGCGACUCCAGGAUAGAUUACGCCAGGAGAAGGAGCGAUGGGAGAAGGAGUGCCAGGCCAGGGAGAUCCAACAUGAGGAGCAGGAGAGCAGACUGGAGAUGAGGGAGAGGCAGUGCCACCUGGAGGCGGAGAGGUUAAGGCGGGAGAGGGAGGAGCUGGAGGAACAGCUGCAGGAGUACCAGCAGAACCUGGAGAGGCUCAGAGAAGGUCAGAGGAGUGUGGAGAGGGAGCGUGAGCAGCUGGAGACCCAGCAAAAGGUGCUCCGAUGCUGGAAGCACAGCCGGCAGAGGAGCCUGCCCACGGUGAUACCGCACAUGGUCAUCCCUUUGGAUGGGCAGCAGGACCAGUCACUGACUCAGUCCAGAGACCCCGCUGAUAACGGCUCCGUGUUCGUCAACGAGGCAGCGUUUGCCGGCACCAGCAACAACAAGCGGCACAUCCACCACAGAGGAAAUGACCCCACUGCCCACAAUUGCCUGAACACCCUGCUGGCCAGAUCCAACAGCAGACAGCACCCUGUGGCGAAGACUCCCCACCCACACUCAGGCUCCCAGGGGUGGGUGAUGGGGACAGGGUACCUCUACACGCCCACAGGAAGACUCGGACUGCAGCACAAACCCAGUGAUCACAACAGUGAGGACUACAUUGGGGAGACGUGGUCAUCAACAGCCACAGCAGCAGACCCUUAUCCUGCGCUGCCACAUCCCGGUGACCCUCAGCUGGGCCUCAGCGCUCUGGUUUCCUUAGAGACAGAUAGCAGCGGGGAAGAGGGCAGAGAAGAAACCAUUGUAUACCUCUGAAUGUGGGUAACAUGUCUGACUGUACAAUACCAACCCAGCACUUCAAGAAAUGUCAAGUCCAGUUUUAUUUUUACAGCUUCAGAAUCGCAAAUGUGCCUCAAGGGGCUACAUGUCAAAAUGUCACGAUAAGCACUGGGCCCAGUGGGCUACAGAGUGCAUUUCUUUGUAUAAACCUAUUUCUUUUUUUUUUUUUUUUUUUUUUUUUUUUAAGUUGAAAAUUUGUUUUUGUGGUCUUUUUUUUGUCAAAUGGACAGUUACUGGAAACAGAUAAACAAACCGAGGUUGCUCCAGACGCAAUUUAACAGUGUACCAUGUGUCAUGCACCUUAGCUGGAGGCACCGCGGGGUGUUCACGGACUCAUAUUUUCUGUGAACCUAUUUUUUUGUGUGUGUGUGUGUAUUUGUGUGUGCUGUUUAUUGACUUCCAGGUCCCUGCAGCAUCACCUUUUGCUCAUUCUCUUACUGUCUCUCCCUCACUGCCUUCCACUCUCAGGUCCAACAUAUCUCAUCCCAUGGGCACUAUAUUUAUUACAUUUAUCAACAUUUGGAGAGAAGGGGUAAAAACCUGAGGCUGCAUCUCUCCAAAAGGGGUGAUUGUCUUACCAUAGUGUACACUGCCACUCUUUCAUUUAUCAGACUGGCUCUGUUUAUUUACAAUCCACACAUAAUGGAAAGCAUAGAACAUGAGAAUUGAAGGAUGAGGCGCGACAGCAUCAGCUUCAUCUGUGUUUUUUUCCAGACUCGCUGCCUGUGGGUGUCAUUUAUUAGUUUUUAUCAUAACUUUUUUUUUUCCUCAUUUGAAGACAAAAACAGAAGGAUGGGUUUUAAAAAGAUGUUGAAGCUGCGCUACGGUGUCAGGUUUAUCCGAGGAAAAUAAAUACAGCUGUAAAUAGUGUGAAAAAGGAUUGUUUGAGCAGAACUGAUUCAGUACAACCUGAAAUAAUUUUGGCUGCAGGAAAGUAAACACAAACAUACAACUAUUUUAGGCACUUCAGAAAUUUUUUAAACGUCUUUAUUUUUACAUUUUCAUUUUAAUCUGUUAUUUUUUUUGUCUUAAAAUCCCUCCGUUUCUUCAUACAGGUAAAUAUUACCUUUACAAGCACAUACAACAAUAUCAAGUGGCCUUUUUGAUACUGUUGUGCUUAAUGCAAAAUGAUUACACUUGAAUAAUCAUGGAGUGUGUUUGCAUAUUUUCUCUCAUGGGCAUUUUUAUGUGUAAACAGGCUUCAAUGCUUUGUGUCUGAAGUUGCUCUGUUUUUUGUGUUUUUUUUUGUAACAAACAUGAUAAAAGUUAAUUUAGUCUUAUUACUUUUGUAGGUUCCUCAUGGGACAACAAGGCAGUGGCAGUAUUUUGAUGUCAAUGUGGGAUUUUAGAACCAUGAAUACAUGUUUGUGCUUUAAUUUAUUUAUUACAGUGCAAAAGAGUUUUAAUGUUUUACAGUGCUUUGUGAAGGGUUUUAUUGAACAUAGACAUGCGCCUGUAUAAACAGACACAUAGGUGUGUUCUCAUUGUGGGCUUGUGCACAUUCAGACGUGUAUUAAGAGAUUACGUUUAUUGAACUUGAACCAGACCUUUUGGUUUAUUGCGGUUAAAAUAGAUGGGACUACUUGAGGGCGUUGAUACAAUAAAGCAGUAAAGUGGUCGAAACACAAUCACGUCGCUUCAGUUUCAUGUCACCGGUCUGAAUUGUGAAGUAGUAUGUAAACAGAUGUGCAGGAGCGUGGCUGUUCGGUUACCAGCAGUGACAGGUGCUGGACAAGGUGCAUGUGAACGUCAGCUAUUUCCUGUUUGUGCACCUGUAAAAUGCAGACACAUAAUCCACAUCAGUGUCGGAUAAAUCUUAUUUUGACGCCUCCAUCCACCUAAACGGACAAUGUCACCCUUUCAGUGUCUGAGAAUGUAUUACAAGACUUUUAUGGGUCAUAAGAUUCCUCACAAAAAGUUUCUGUCACAUUAAAGCUUAUAAAACGGCCUCGACUUGACUUUUAAAGCUUACCCUGACAGCGCUGUCAUAUUUCAUAAACUUAAAUGCUAUUGA
Molecule: messenger RNA, 6230 nt
Organism: Sphaeramia orbicularis (orbiculate cardinalfish)
Lineage: Eukaryota; Metazoa; Chordata; Actinopteri; Kurtiformes; Apogonidae
Gene: arhgef28a
Product: Rho guanine nucleotide exchange factor (GEF) 28a
Exons: 28
Coding region: 56-4192 (1378 amino acids)
Biological process (GO): regulation of Rho protein signal transduction
Molecular function (GO): guanyl-nucleotide exchange factor activity
Source: RefSeq, a predicted model, not a curated record